Messenger RNA from Manduca sexta (tobacco hornworm), 4907 nucleotides. RefSeq names its product cullin-4A (gene Cul4). The record is from RefSeq and is a predicted model, not a curated record. Gene Ontology annotation, biological process: DNA damage response; protein ubiquitination; ubiquitin-dependent protein catabolic process. NCBI's taxonomy places the organism in Eukaryota, Metazoa, Arthropoda, Insecta, Lepidoptera, Sphingidae. Gene Ontology annotation, molecular function: ubiquitin protein ligase binding. Gene Ontology annotation, cellular component: Cul4-RING E3 ubiquitin ligase complex. The transcript is spliced from 14 exons. Bases 143 to 2572 code for a protein of 809 amino acids.
AAAAAUCUGCAAUUACAUCGUAAUGGUGGUGAUUGUAGUAAACUAUCGACUGAUCAGAUCUAUUUUUAUUUGUAUUUUCUAAUUAAAUAACGUUAAAACGUAAUUUUAUAGUGUUGUGGCUGCGGCCAUAUCAUGCUUUCAUAUGUCGGGUAUAGCUAAAACGAAAGUUCUUGCCGAGGAAGGCGUUAAUCAGUGCAGAAAACGUUCAGUGACGACCACAGAACAUUGUAGUAAAAGAGUGAAAACUGACGAUAUGAGUGCCAAUGAGAAAAUAUCGAAUUUUUCGUUGUUACAUCCGAAUUCUAAUGGAACUGUUAAGAUGACGUCGUCAUCGAUGAAUAAACCGGGUGCAGCGACGAAAAAAUUGGUCAUAAAAAAUUUUAAAAGUAAGCCGAACCUUCCAGAGAAUUACCAAGAGACGACAUGGGGCAAGCUCCGGGAGGCGGUUAUUGCGAUCCAAACGUCCAAAGCGAUCACUUACUCCUUGGAGGAGCUGUACCAAGCUGUCGAAAACAUGUGUAGCCAUAAGAUGGCGUCUCAACUAUAUGUGAAUUUGACAAAUCUCGUAGAAGCUCACGUUAAAGCCAAUAUAGAGCAGUUUCUGUCAGAGAGUAUGGACCGUCAAGUGUUCCUGAAAAAGAUGGAUGACUGCUGGCGAGCCCACUGCAGACAGAUGAUCAUGAUUAGAAGUAUCUUUUUGUACCUAGAUCGUACUUAUGUACUGCAAAAUCCAAGUAUACAUUCUAUAUGGGACAUGGGUCUAGACCUGUUCCGUCACCACAUAGCAAUGAACACCUUGGUGCAAACGCGAACAGUAGACGGGCUGCUUCUGCUGAUUGAGAGAGAGCGCGGUGGUGACUCCGUCGACAUAUCCCUGCUCAAGAGUUUACUACGCAUGCUGUCUGAUCUUCAGAUUUACCAGGAUGCUUUUGAACAUAAAUUCCUGCAAGCAACGGAGCGACUUUACGCGGCGGAGGGACAGCGACUGAUGCGCGAGCUCGCCGUGCCGGAGUACCUCGCGCACGUCGAGAAGCGACUUAAAGAGGAGAACGACAGGCUCUUGCACUACCUCGACCCCUCCACCAAUUCAUUCAUUUCCAGAUGGCAGUUGAUCCACACGAUCGAGCGGCAGUUGUUGAGCGAGCACCUGACAGGCAUCCUGGGCAAGGGGCUCGAGGCUCUGAUGGACGGACCCCGGCUUGCAGACCUCACUACUCUCUACUGCCUCUUCAACAGGGUCAAGGACGGACUCAGCGAGCUUUGUAAUCACUUUAAUGCUUAUAUUAAGAAAAAAGGCCGCACGAUAGUAAUAGAGCCCGAACGUGACAAGAGCAUGGUGAGCGAACUGCUGGAGUUCAAAGAGCAGCUGGACCACGUGGUGAACACUUGCUUCCAGCGGAACGACAAGUUCCUAUACUCCAUGCGAGAAGCAUUCGAGCACUUCAUCAACCAGAGACAAAACAAACCCGCUGAGCUUAUUGCAAAAUUCGUCGACCUGAAACUACGAGCGGGUAAUAAAGAAGCGACGGAAGAAGAAUUAGAACGUUUAUUAGACAAGAUUAUGGUAUUGUUCCGGUUUAUACACGGAAAGGACGUGUUCGAGGCGUUUUACAAGAAGGACCUAGCGAAGAGGCUGCUGGUGGGCAAGUCCGCCUCCGUAGACGCCGAGAAAUCGAUGCUGAGCAAACUGAAACAAGAGUGUGGAGGUGGCUUCACUUGCAAACUGGAGGGCAUGUUCAAGGACAUGGAGCUAUCGAAGGACAUCAAUAUCACUUACAAACAGCACUUGGCGGCGACGCAAGAAGGCAGCCAACUGGAGUUGUCAGUGCACAUCCUCACGAUGGGCUUCUGGCCGACGUACACGGCGGCGGACGUGCGACUGCCGCCGUCGCUGACGCGUGCGCAGGACCACUUCGCCAAGUUCUACCUCGGCAAGCACUCGGGCCGCAAGCUGCAGUGGCAGCCCACGCUCGGACACUGCGUGCUGCGGGCACACUUCCCACAGAGCAAAGCGACUACUUCAUUGAGUACGCCAUUCCUGAUGGGUAAUAAAGAAUUACAAGUGUCGCUGUUCCAAGCGCUCGUACUUCUGCUGUUCAACGACGGUGACAACCUCUCGUUUGAGGAUAUAAAGACUGCUACUAACAUAGAGGAGGGCGAGCUGCGGCGCACGCUGCAGUCGCUGGCGUGCGGCAAGGCGCGCGUGCUGAGCAAGACGCCGCGCGGCCGCGAGGUCGACGACAACGACCACUUCGCCUUCAACGCGGACUUCACCAACAAGCUCUUCCGCAUCAAGAUCAACCAGAUACAGAUGAAGGAAACUAGCGAAGAACAGAAGGCGACAGAGGAGCGCGUGUUCCAGGACCGGCAGUACCAGAUCGACGCGGCGAUCGUGCGCGUCAUGAAGAUGCGCAAGGCGCUGUCACACAACCUGCUCAUCUCGGAGCUGUACAAUCAACUCAAGUUCCCCGUUAAGCCCGCCGACCUAAAGAAACGCAUCGAGUCCCUCAUCGACCGUGAUUACAUGGAGCGCGACAAGGACAAUCCAAACCAAUACAACUAUGUUGCGUAAUAAUCACUCAAACUAUCCCCACCACCCCCCACGGACGGAUGUAGUCAUGCAAACGACUAAACACUGGUUAUCGACAUGUUAUAUCGAUAAUUGCGGCCAACGAUGACUGAAUUUAACUUCAGAAGUACUGAAGUGUAUAAGGACUAUAUUUUUAAAAUUUAACGGCAUUAGCAGUAAAAAUAUUUUGCUGCCAUUCUACAAUUCAAUGUAAAGUUAUGCGUGUACUGAAUAAGACGUAAAUUCGAUGUUGCAUGUCGAUUUUACUCUAUUGGUCAUACUUUGGGUUUUCUGAACAACAAAAUUAACAAUAAGUAUGUGAACGUUUUGUGAUUAAAGUUAAUAAAUGCUUUGUAAAAUAUCUGUUAAAUGUUUCAAGUGUUGUAAGAGUUUUAUAAGGGUUUGUAGGUCUGUGUGAUCAUAUUAAACGCAAAGUAAUUUGAUCUAUAUUUUCUUACUUUUAAGGUCUAUAACGAUGAGCAAAUAUUAGAACGAUGCGACAGUGCAAAUAUGAAACCGAACCACGCCACUUUGUUUUUAUUGGGGUCGCUGAGGGAAAAAGACUCCAAUUAUCGUAAUAAAUAAGGCAUACAUUGAUAAAUACCUAUCUAUGUCAGUGUCGCGUGAUUUUAUAGAAUGUGCACAUUCCUUUAUAGCAGAACGCGCACUUUGUUUCACAGUGACUUUACAAUCUGCCCUCAAUCUAGGAUUUAUAUCCAACAAAUAUGGAGGUUUAAAAUAACUAUUACUUUAUGUGUAUUUCCUAAAUCAUAACCUGGCUUGCACAACUCGCUAAACAAAUUUGCAAUCUACUGUCACUAUUAAUUUCUAAUGGACGACAAUAACAGGACGAUUAUUAAAUACUUGAUUUAUAUUCUAAUGAGUGUACAGGCCAGCCUAAAAUAAAUAAUAUAACGUAUCGACUUUGAGCAAUAAAAUACAACUCUAUGUUCCUAUGUUUAAGGGUUAAUAUUCAUUACAAUAUUUGCGUCGCGUGUCUACAUUCGUCCGAGAUAUAGAUAGUCCCGAUUGCCGCUGAAAAUACUAAUCAAACGCAAUUAACAUGGUUUCAAAAAGGCUUCGAAAUUAAACUUUACACCAAUUGAAUAAAGAACAUUUUAAAUUGGCAAGUUUGGAUACAAAUCUUUGUGAAACCAUGCAGCUUAAUGAUAGAGUAUAAAUAUUGUAUAAUGACAAAUAAUUCAGCUUUUACGAAGGCAAUGACCAGAGAUUUAAAAAAUGUAAAAAAGAAUUUACUUUUUCUCCUUAGAUAUUACUUAUUUUUGUUUUCUUAGGAAGUUUUUCGACUAUAGAACGUCUGCCCACUAGUUAAGAUUGGAAAUCCAAUGGAUAUCAACUGCCAAAGGAAUAUCGAAGAGUCCUACUUAAACUGAUGUUAAUGUUUUUACCUGGAGGAAUUGAUUUAUACUUCAUUGAACUAACAAUGAUUGCCAAUUAAGUAUAAAGUUUUGUUAGUUAUUACUGAUAAUUAAAUCUAAAAAUAUCUAAAAUAAAUAAACAAUGGAUAGUUAUCAAGGUCCCGAAAAUAAUCCAAUCAAAAUAAUUUAUACUUAGAGCAUUGCGAUCAAACUAUUCUGAUUGACCUAUUUUCGCCAUCAAUCCAAAGAUAUCGAUCUAGAUAAUUUAGUAAUUUCAGUUGUACAUUACAAAAUGUUAAAGCUCUGAUAGACAGACAUCUAAUGAGGAUGCUAUGGCUAACCAAGCCUAAAAUUUAACAUCAAGCAAAAUAAUAAUCAGUUUAAGUUCGACUUCUUUUGAGCGAGAUCUCUUCAUAGGACAGGAGAAUGCCUCUUCCUUCUGCUCAUGCGCUGAAACUAUAAAUAUAAAUAAACUUUACACUUAGUGACAUAAUGUGUGAUAUUAGAGAAUCGUUACCCUUCUGGCGGUAUAAGGUUCAUCUCUAUUACUAGACACGAUGCGAUGACAUUUUUGACAUUCAAUAGAUAGGUCAAAUCAACAGGAUUUAUCGAUAUCGAUAAAAAAAUUCAGCCAAUAAUAUUAAAUAGACAUGUAAUUAUUAGUCACGUCUUGACAAUAAUUGUACAUAAUGACACGCGUCAAAAAUGUCAUUACAAUCAUUUACGGAUUACAUUAUUUUGAACACAUUUAUGGAAGUUAAAUUAUUCAUCUUUUUUCCUUAUUCUUUUGUAUAUUAAGGCUAAAAGGCCUCGUGUUCGUAAAGUUAUAUGUUAGCUUUAAUAUUGGCACCAAAUAAUACGAAUCAGAGGGACAAUCUGAAGGUCAAUGUCAAUGCGUUGUACCAUUUGUUUACGUCACGCAGGAGGGUUCGCCGAUUAAAGCAUUAUUUAUAAUUAUC